Molecule: messenger RNA, 1614 nt
Organism: Pseudocercospora fijiensis CIRAD86
Lineage: Eukaryota; Fungi; Ascomycota; Dothideomycetes; Mycosphaerellales; Mycosphaerellaceae
Exons: 2
Coding region: 201-1412 (403 amino acids)
Biological process (GO): maintenance of cell polarity; exocytosis; endocytosis
Cellular component (GO): cytosol; intracellular membrane-bounded organelle; membrane
Molecular function (GO): oxysterol binding
Source: RefSeq, a predicted model, not a curated record
GAACACAUCCAACCAACGCAGCCCCUCUACACUCUACUGCCUUACCCGUUCUUUUGGCCGGCAGCACCAACCAACGACUCUACCUAACUUUCAGGGCAAUCUAUCAAUUGGAUGAAUUCGCUUUCUACCACCCCUCCAGCGCCCCGCUUCCUCGACUUCUGAACAUUUCUACGAAGCCGCAACACCCCUCCUCGAACAGCAUGCCUGGACCAGAGCAGGAGGGUGCUGCGGUGCCAGCGGCGCAGAAGGGGUCAUGGAGCGGCUUCAUCAAGCAAUUGGCCUCUUUCAAUGGUGAUCUUAGCACCAUGACUGCGCCAGCCUGGAUCCUUUCCACCUCUUCUCUUACAGAGUUCUCGGCAUACUGGGCAGAAAUGCCCAAGCUUCUUGUAGCGCCAGCAGCUGAAGAGGAUCCUCAAAAGCGCAUGUGUCUUGUCCUCAAGUGGUUCCUCAGUACGCUCAAGCAGCAAUACGCCAGCAGAAAUGAAAAGCUCGGAAGUGAGAAGAAGCCCUUAAACCCAUUCCUUGGAGAACUGUUCUUGGGCAAAUGGGAAGAUGAGUCUGGCGAAACACAACUGGUGAGCGAGCAGGUCUCGCACCACCCGCCGGUGACAGCAUACAGCAUUCGCAACGAAAAGCAUGCUGUUAGGCUGGAAGGAUACAAUGCGCAGAAAGCAAGCUUUGGUAGGACAAUCUACGUAAAGCAGGUCGGUCACGCGCUACUCCAUUUGGACAAGUUCAAGGAGACCUACCUGAUUACGCUACCCUCUCUACAUAUUGAGGGAAUUAUAGGAGGAAAGCCGUACGUAGAGCUCGACAAGAGCAAUUACAUUGUCUCAUCGUCUGGAUACACAGCACGGAUAGACUACUCUGGAGCUGGCUGGGUGUCAGGAAGUCCGAACCGGCUCAAUGCUGUGGUCUUCCCCCACGGCAAGGAAAAGAGCAAAAGCGCCGUCAUCUUCACUGCAGAAGGCAGCUGGACCGACAAGUUCACAAUCAAAGAUGCCAACAAGAAAGUGGUAGAGGAAUACAACGCGAAGACGGAGCCGAAAGCCAAGCUUCUCGUGGCGGAUAUCAAAGACCAAGACCCUCUCGAGUCACGACGAGCAUGGAAGACCGUGGCAGACGCCAUCCUCAAAGGAGAUAUGAACGCCACGUCAGUCGAAAAGACCAAGAUCGAGGAGCACCAACGUGCUCAACGGAAGAAGGAGCAAGCCGAGGGUCGUGAUUGGGACCGAACCUUCUUCACGAGAGCCAACGACUCCCCGAUCUUCGAGCAGCUCAUUAAGGAAGUGCCAUAUGGCAGCCUGGAGAAGGACCAGACCGGGGGAGUGUGGUGCUUUGACGAGCAAAAGGCAAAGAAUGCCAAAUCUCCAUAUAAUGCCCUCAGCAAGGAGAUUGAAAAUGGAUGGUAGAGGAGCACUUGCUCGCGCCCAGCAGCUCGAAGGGGGCGACAAGAAGUAUCAUGGAUGUAAUGAUCAAGCCUACGAAGUCAUGCUGUACGAUACGAGAUGAGGUUGGAAGGAAAUGAUUGCAUGAUAGCACGCACAUACCUUGAACAGCGGUGCGUAAGCGUAGGACUAGAUAGCAAAUCCAAAUGAAGGAAAUGUUUCCUAC